Molecule: messenger RNA, 480 nt
Organism: Parnassius apollo (apollo)
Lineage: Eukaryota; Metazoa; Arthropoda; Insecta; Lepidoptera; Papilionidae
Source: the annotation of a GenBank genome assembly
AUGAAUCAAAAAAUUGUAUUAACAAUCGUCGCGUGUUUUGCUAUCCAAAGUAUAUACACAACUACAGGUUUUUCUCUACAAUAUGAAGAUUCUAAAAAUCAUAUAUCGAACUCAGAUACAAAUACAUCCACGGAUAUAUCUUCAAUUUUGCCUUUCGUGACAAUGAUAAAGGGGCAAGUUAAAGAAAUAAUUUUCGAAUUACUCUUUCAAAUUCUCGAAUAUAUAAAACAGAUCAUUCAAGACUGUAAAGUACGUUUCAUAAAGAAACUUGGCAAAUAUUCGCUAGCAGAUAUUUUCCAGAUAAUAUUUGACGGAGUCGUUGAAUUCGUGAAGGAUGAAGAAUCAGGUACAACCAGUAAAUGCAACACCACUGAAAGCACAACUGAGAAACCUAAACAUGAGACAAGACCAAAAGAAGUAAAAGUGGAAAACGGUUACAGUUACGAUGACGAGUUUCAGUGGUCGUCAUACUAUAAAUAA